AUGCCGUCCCUCGCCCGCAAUCUUAGCGAUGAUGCGCAAGACAAAUUACUUGCGUGUUCAGAAGAUCAGAGAGCACGCAACGUGCGUUACAGGCAGAGACAGCUCCAUCUUCUCCAUGGCUUUCUACGCCAAUAUGCGACCAAGCUCUGCGAAUUGAUCACCAAAGAGUCGGAAUCCACCGACGAAGAGACGUGGUACGAGUUCUCCGCGACUCUCGCCACAAUCAGUAAACUGUUUCAUCAACUGGACUUUGAAGACGCCCUAAAGCGCGAGUAUGCGAUCAGUCGGAACCAGAGUAACACCACUAAUCGAGUUCCUCAUGGAAUUGUCCUCGUUAGACCCGGCAACCACACAAUCUUCUAUUCAAUCUUCGCCGCUGUUGCUACAGCUUUGGCAGCAGGCUCCUCAGCAGCAUUGCGUCUGACUCCAUCAUACACGGUGGCGAUAGUUGACAGGACCGCAGACCUAUCAUUGGCGGCUCAAGCUCUGUGUGCGGCACGAUUCUCAUUCAAAGGCAAGUCUCCGUACGCCCCGGACGUGGUCAUUGUCAAUGAAUGGGUAUUGGAACCUUUCAUUCGAGCCUGCAUCCGAGAAAUAAGGGGUGACUCACUUAUUCGAGAAACCGACACGAUGCCUAAGCCCGGUAAAGCUCAGGCGCACGGAAAUACAACUCUUUACAGCGAUGGUGCUUUCGAGAUUGCACUUGAUGCGUCAGGGUAUGUCUUCUCGUAG
This is a messenger RNA of Clonostachys solani, 732 nucleotides long. NCBI's taxonomy places the organism in Eukaryota, Fungi, Ascomycota, Sordariomycetes, Hypocreales, Bionectriaceae. The record is from the annotation of a GenBank genome assembly.